This is a messenger RNA of Anoplopoma fimbria (sablefish), 1581 nucleotides long. Its product is annotated as ankyrin repeat domain-containing protein 33B-like. Gene Ontology annotation, molecular function: protein binding. Bases 1 to 1581 code for a protein of 526 amino acids. Lineage: Eukaryota; Metazoa; Chordata; Actinopteri; Perciformes; Anoplopomatidae. The transcript is spliced from 5 exons. The record is from RefSeq and is a predicted model, not a curated record.
AUGGUGUUAAUAGAAGAGGAACAAAGUGAAGGUUUAAAGGUUCUGGAGAAUGGAGUGUCCGGACGCGUGGGACUGGGUGAGAUUCCGUUUAGGACUGAUAAAGUGGCCAUGGAUAAACCUGUCAUGUCCAUCACCAGUUUUGACGAAAAUGGCGAUGAGUGUGAGGUUUCAGGAGAGGACGACUACGAGGAAAGUGCAGUUGAUUACAGGCAAAACUAUUGGGAGGAUGAGGACGAUAUCUACCAGGAGUUUGAAGAGUUGGACUUCGAGGCCCUGCCGGAUCGCUCGGACACACAGAGCAUCGUCUCGGACGAUUCGUUCUAUCCCCCUGACAAUUCUGAUGCGUCCCACAUGUACCGCUCACCGAGCCCCGACAGCCCUGAACCCAUUUCAUUCUUUAAGGCCUGCUGCAACAACAACGCCAUCAUCGUCAAGAUUAUGAUUAGACAAGGAGUGACCGAAGAGGAAGUGAAAGAGACGGAUCGUAACAGAAGAUCAGGUCUGAUUGUGGCGUGUUACCAUGGCUACAUGGACGUGGUCAUGGCCCUUUCCCAGUGCCCGUAUCUUGAUGUUAACUGGCAGGACAACGAGGGCAACACUGCUCUUAUUACUGCAGCACAAGCAGGUAAUGCUUUCAUCUCAAACUACCUGCUCGACUACUUCCCCGGGUUGGACAUUGAGAGGAGGAACUGUCACGGUUUCACAGCUUUGAUGAAGGCUGCCAUGCAGGGCCGGGCCGAGUGCGUCAGGGCUCUCAUGCUGGCUGGAGGUGAUAUCCAGGCACGGGACAAUGGCCGCAGUCUGACACCGAGGGAGUGGGCUCUCUUCACCGGUCGAUACGAGACGGCCAAUCUGAUGCAUCGGCUGAUGUCAAAGCCUUGUGCUGAGCAGUUCUGUGACUCCUUCUCACUGGAGUGGCCCGCGCUGGAGGAGCUGGUGGCCCAGGCCCAAGAGCCGAAGUCUUGCUGGAGGCGUUUGGUCAACUUCCUGCCCUGCUGCCCGUAUAGGUUUUACAUGAACAACAAGGUUAACCCCGUGGAUGACGGCGUUCUCGACUACAUGGUCCAGAUAACCACCGCUAUCUCCUUCCCCGUCAUCGCCACGGCUUGCCGCACGGUGUGCCCGGGCAGCCCGCCGUGCAUCGGGAAGCGGCGCCAGGCGGUGCAGGAGAUCCUGAGGAGGCAGCGGGUGUCGGAGCUGAAGCGCCUGGGCCCGGACAGACUGAACAACUACAAGAGAUUCUUCCAGAACUCGCGGGUCCUCCUCAUCCCCAAGGCGAGGGAUCGCAGGGCCAGCCUGCAGACCCAGCUGCUAAGCGAUGUGGCCACGGUGGCCAUGAGGCGAGCGAGCCUCCUCCCUCUGAACAUGCUGAGGAGGAGCAGCGUACGGCCAGGCAUCGUGGUGCCCAAGGUGAGGCUCUGCAAAGCCCCAGGUCCGAGCUUCGUACCGGAGAAACUCAAACGGAGUGGUGACCACAACCGGCUCCAGAUCCCCAAGUGGAACUACAAGAUGAAGAGGAUAGAGAGGAGGCGGGAGGAGGAGGAGCGGAGACGACUGUUACCUCUGAUAAGGAGGAGAUGA